AUGGGAUCCAUGAGCUUGUUUUAUUGCCUGAGGGAGGUGCCUUCUGGGUGGCCCUUGGAGGUUGUCAUCGGCGCUUGGGUCCACCUCACAGCAAAAGAUUGGCCCGCAAAUGUCCAGCACGGCAAGGCAGCGUUGGCUUCGCGACUGGAGGAGCUCUGGGCUGAGGAGGGGCAGGAGUGGCUCGCCGGGCGGGGGCUCUCCAAGGGGACGCGUGAGGCUCAGCUUGCCGAAGUACUCCUCCAGCACGGCCUGGCCGAGGCGCAGGGAUGCUCGGUGACGCACUUCACGUCCGAGGGGCUGGUGCGAAAGUCCGGGUACGUCCCGCUAAAGUUUCGUGAAUCCUUCCGCGAGGUGUGGCUUCGUGAAGGCUGCCGGGAGCUGGCCGGGCGCCUGGCCGCAGCGGAGGCGAAGGCCGAGACUGCAAAGCGCCGCAGGCUGGAGGAGAGCUCUGCUGAGCUGCAGGCCGCGAUGGAAGCGAGCGCCCGGCGCCAGGAGCUCUGUGAGGCUCGCGUGGCUGAGCUGGAGGCCGCAGCUUCCGACAAGGAUGCCGAGCUGCAGGCGGUCCAGGAGGAACGCGGCCGGCUCGCAUCUCGCUUGGAAGAGGUGCAGGACGAGGUCCGGGCUUUGCAAAGUGAACGUGCCAAGCGCGAGGAGCAGUGCCAGCAACUGGAGCUUCAGGUGCACGCAGCGGAGGCCGCAGCAUCCGAUCAGGCAGCUCAGCGCCUCGCGCAGGAUCAGCCGCGAAACGAGGGGGACUUGCAGUCUCUGCUUAUCGAAAAUGCGGUCUACAAGGAUCGAUGCGAGCAGCUCAAGCAACAACUCGCCAAAGCAGAGGCAGAGGAAAGUGCGAAAGCGAGUCAGAUCCAAGCCCUCGCAGAACAGAAAGGCCUGUAUAUGGGGCGUUGUAAUCAGCUGGAGCAGCAGCUCUUCGAGGCUAAGAAGGCAACCUUUCCCUUGAGUGUCGGCCCACAACUUCAUCCCACGGACGAGCGCAGCUCCAUGUGCAGCGAAGAGUCCUGGGUGCAUCUGAGCGACCCAGGCUCCGUGGGGCCUGUGACGCAAAGCUCCACUUCCGGGAUCUCCGUGGACACUUCUGGGCCUCACUGCUUCAUGAUGGAUGCCACCUUCAAGGCUGAGAGUGGCGUCAUGGUUUCUGCCGAGGAGCUCGAAGAAGGCUCGAAGAUUUUGGCGGCUGAUGGCCUCGUGGUGCAGGUCGCUUCUCCGCCCAAGCAGCACCAGGCCAACAAGACGGUGCUGCUGCAAGCCGGGGCUGCUACACUUCAGGUCACACUGGACCACCGCGUGGUCCUCCCGGACAAGAGCACAGUGGAAGCCAGCAGGCUCCGUGUGGGCCAGGAAGUCAUGGUCCAGGGCAUUCCCACAAAGCUCACCAGCGUGGAUGUCCUUUUGGAACCUGUGACGGUGUGGGCCAUUUCCUUCCAGCCUGACCUGCCUGUGGAAGUCUUCAAGCCCUCCAUCCAGAGCCACGGGCACCGGCUGAAGAGGGCACGCCGUGGGCAUCGCCGCGCACGCAGUGCGGGCUCCAUUCCCCGCACGGAGGGAGACUAUGAGGACUGA
This is a messenger RNA of Symbiodinium natans, 1578 nucleotides long. NCBI's taxonomy places the organism in Eukaryota, Dinophyceae, Suessiales, Symbiodiniaceae. The record is from the annotation of a GenBank genome assembly.